Molecule: messenger RNA, 585 nt
Organism: Parascedosporium putredinis
Lineage: Eukaryota; Fungi; Ascomycota; Sordariomycetes; Microascales; Microascaceae
Source: the annotation of a GenBank genome assembly
AUGAGGAUCGAAACCUGUUAUUUCUGCAGCCGCCCCGCAUAUCCAAGCAAAGGUAUAACCUUUGUGCGGAACGAUGCCAAGUUCAAGAUGAAGCGCAACCCGCGCAAGCUCAAGUGGACCAAGGCCUUCCGCAAGUCCGCGGGCAAGGAAAUGGUUGUCGACAGCACCCUGCAGUUCGCUGCCCGAAGGAACGUCCCCGUACGAUACAACCGAGACCUUAUGGCCAAGACCCUCACUGCCAUGAAGAGGGUGUCCGAGAUUCGCGCUCGCCGCGAGAGGGUGUUCUACAAGAAGCGCAUGGCGGGCAACAAGCAGCGCGAGAUCGAGACAGCGCGCGAGCUCGUAAAGACGCACGGGCACCUCCUCCCCAGGAUGCGCGGCAGCGAGAGGAAACGUUUGGAGAUGGAGGCGGAGGGCGAGAAGAUGUCGGAGGACAUGGUCGACGUCAACAAGAACGAGCUCAGGCAGAAGCAAAAGGUCAGGUGGACGGUGGAUGGCGAGCAGGAGGUCGAGGAAGAGGCGGACGACAACCCUUGGGAAGACCUUGGCGACGAGGACGAAGCCAUGGAGGGGAUCGAAGCGUAA